Molecule: messenger RNA, 1427 nt
Organism: Juglans microcarpa x Juglans regia
Lineage: Eukaryota; Viridiplantae; Streptophyta; Magnoliopsida; Fagales; Juglandaceae
Exons: 9
Coding region: 186-1178 (330 amino acids)
Cellular component (GO): membrane
Source: RefSeq, a predicted model, not a curated record
AUCUCGUUGAUAUUAUAUGAAAGAAGAAACUUAUGCCCAAAGCCCACCACCCUCUCUCUCUCUCUCUCUCUCUCUCUCUACGUCUUUUGUUAGUUUUGUAAUCCAAAGCAAAGCAUCUCUGCUGUCGCACACUGCGUUAUUCUCUUGCUUUCCCUUGAUCCUCAAAAGAUAGUUGGCACCCAGUCAUGUCUUCUGAUACAACAACCCCAAGUUACUGGCUGAACUGGAGGCUCUUGCUUUGUUCCAUAUGGAUCCUAGUUUCGACUGUUUUUGCAUUCAUUCUGAUAUGGAAAAACGAAGGUUUCCCCAAACGCCCUAGCGGAGAAACCCAGCAAGAAGAAGCAGGAACUUUAUAUGAGGAUGAAACUUGGAGGCCAUGUUUGAAAGGGAUCCACCCCGCUUGGCUGCUGGCAUUCAGAGUUGUUGGUUUCUUUGUGCUCUUAGUAUUGCUUAUUUUCACUGCUUUGGCAGAUGGAGGAGGCAUAUUUUACUUCUAUACUCAGUGGACUUUUACGUUAAUCACCAUUUACUUUGGGCUCGGAUCAUUGCUCUCCAUGCAUGGUUGUUACCAACACCAUAAGAAAGCUAGCGGUGACAGGGUUGAUAAUGUAGAGGUAGAUACAGAGCUAGGUACUUGUGAUGCUACUCCGCAUGGAGAAAGUUCUAAAAUGUCCAACCCAUCCAAAAGCUCAGGCCAUCAUGAACAAGGUCAUCUACGCAGACCUGCAGGCAUCUGGGGUUAUGUCUUUCAAAUCAUUUUCCAGAUGAAUGCAGGUGCUGUCAUGCUCACAGAUAGCGUUUUUUGGUUUGUUAUUGUUCCAUUUCUUUUGAUCAGAGAUUACGAGCUAAACUUUUUGGUUAUAAGUAUGCACACAAUCAAUGCUGUUUUCCUGCUUGGUGAUACAGCUCUGAAUUGCUUGCGGUUUCCAUGGUUUCGAAUGGGAUAUUUCUGUCUAUGGACAGUUGUUUAUGUCAUUUUCCAGUGGAUAGUCCACGCUUGUGUUAAACUUUGGUGGCCAUAUCCAUUUCUUGACUUGUCAUCUCCCUAUGCUCCACUGUGGUACUUCUCGGUGGCACUAAUGCAUAUCCCAUGCUAUGGCAUCUUUGCUCUGAUCAUGAAGCUGAAACACUUUGUGCUGUCAACGAAGUUCCCCCAGUCCUAUCAGUGCAUGAGAUGACUUGGAAAAAGAGACUUUAUGAAGCAACAAGCAGCUCUAAAUUCUCUACAAAAUUGUAAAAUUCCUUCAUAGGAGACACAAAAACAUAUCAGAGACAACAUUGAUUAAUUUCUUGAAACUAAUUCUUCAGUAUAGAUAGAUACACAAAUGGUCAAACAAGGUAUUAUUAGUUUGUUCAUGUAUUCAUUCCAAGAGGAGUGGCUUAGAUGUAAGAACAGAUAGAUAUUGAAGGAAAUUCAUUGAGAAAUA